AUGUCUCUCGAGAUGGGCCAGCCACUCUACGACAAGUGCCAGCGCCAGUUCCUUCCCUGCCCGGCGGUGAACGGGCUGGCCAUCAACGUGCGCAAGAUGUUUCUGGAGAUGGACCAGCCGCUCUACGACGAGUGCCAGCGCCAGUUCCUGGAGGAGGAGGGCCGCGCUGCUGACGUGGAGGGGCUACGCGCCGCCACGUGGCAGCGCCUGGAAGAAGCAGCAGUGACGGGCGGGGUAGGGGGAGGCGGGUUUGGCGGAGGGUUGCAAGCGGGGAUGGAUGUGGAUAGCAGAGAAGGCCGGUCGCAAGAUUAUGAAAACAAUUUAGGAUGA
Molecule: messenger RNA, 330 nt
Organism: Closterium sp. Naga37s-1
Lineage: Eukaryota; Viridiplantae; Streptophyta; Zygnematophyceae; Desmidiales; Closteriaceae
Source: the annotation of a GenBank genome assembly